GAACGAAAAUGAAAAUAUAGAGGAAGGUGCAGAUAAAUAUAUCUCUUCCGUUAUCGUACUCCCAACCGCCAAACGCCAAAACUCCUGUAUCUGAAAUCCGUCGUCGCCGACUGUCGCUUCCGGCAAUUCUCCGGCGACCGCUUGGCUGUCUCAGAUCCAAAAACCCUCCAAAAUGUACGGAUUUGAAGCUAUGACCUUCAACAUCCAUGGCGGAUACUUGGAGGCCAUCGUUCGGGGACACCGCGCAGGGCUUCUCACGGCCGCUGAUUAUAACAAUUUGUGUCAGUGCGAGACCCUCGACGACAUCAAGAUGCAUCUCUCCGCCACCGAGUACGGACCCUACCUCCAAAAUGAACCAUCCCCAUUGCAUACAACUACGAUUGUAGAGAAGUGCACUCUUAAAUUGGUUGAUGAGUAUAAACACAUGCAAUGCCAAGCCACUGAGCCCCUGUCAACCUUCUUGGAGUAUAUCACAUAUGGUCACAUGAUUGACAAUGUUGUCCUGAUUGUUACUGGAACCUUGCAUGAGAGAGACGUUCAGGAGCUACUGGAAAAAUGCCAUCCACUGGGCAUGUUUGAUAGCAUUGCUACCCUGGCAGUUGCACAGAAUAUGCGAGAGCUGUACAGGCUAGUCCUUGUUGACACACCACUUGCUCCAUACUUCUCUGAGUGCAUUACAUCAGAGGACUUGGAUGACAUGAACAUUGAAAUCAUGAGGAACACUCUUUACAAGGCAUACCUUGAAGAUUUUUACAGGUUUUGUCAGAAACUUGGUGGUGCCACAGCUGAGAUCAUGUCUGACCUACUUGCUUUUGAGGCUGACAGAAGGGCUGUUAAUAUCACAAUAAAUAGCAUUGGUACUGAGCUUACCCGAGAUGAUCGAAGAAAAUUGUACUCUAGUUUUGGUUUACUCUAUCCUUAUGGCCAUGAGGAACUUGCUGUCUGUGAGGACAUUGAUCAGGUUCGUGGUGCCAUGGAAAAGUACCCUCCUUAUCAGGCUAUUUUCUCAAAACUAUCUUAUGGAGAAAGCCAGAUGCUUGACAAGGCAUUCUAUGAAGAGGAGGUGAAAAGGCUUUGCCUGGCAUUUGAGCAACAGUUCCAUUACGGCGUAUUCUUCGCAUACAUGAGAUUGAGGGAGCAGGAGAUCAGGAACCUGAUGUGGAUAUCGGAGUGCGUGGCUCAGAACCAGAAGUCCAGAGUUCAUGACAGUGUGGUGUUCAUAUUCUAGGUGGGUGGGGUCUGAUUCACAACUGGUUAGAAAGAGACAGACAUUUGCUCUUUGAAUGCAUAAUCUUUUUCUGUAAAUCUUCUCCCGUUUUAUCCUAUAAUGAAUUUGUAGAGAUGGAUGCAGUUGCAUGCACUGUUUGCAAUAUCGUGUGUUGCAGAGUUGUUCUACUGUCUUAUUUUUAUCAUUGCUUAAAAAUUUUUAUUUAGAGGGGAAAGUGGCAUAAAUUGAGAAUCGUAAGAUAUACUUUGGUUGGAUUGUAUUGUAUUUAUAUUUGGUCACCCAGUAUCAUAAUAAUAAUCGCCAGACUGCGAUUUUAUUC
Humulus lupulus (European hop) is the source of this 1547-nucleotide messenger RNA. RefSeq names its product V-type proton ATPase subunit d2. The transcript has 11 exons. The record is from RefSeq and is a predicted model, not a curated record. NCBI's taxonomy places the organism in Eukaryota, Viridiplantae, Streptophyta, Magnoliopsida, Rosales, Cannabaceae. Gene Ontology annotation, cellular component: proton-transporting V-type ATPase, V0 domain; vacuolar proton-transporting V-type ATPase complex. Gene Ontology annotation, biological process: vacuolar acidification; proton transmembrane transport; vacuolar transport. Gene Ontology annotation, molecular function: proton-transporting ATPase activity, rotational mechanism. The coding region runs from base 173 to 1228 and encodes 351 amino acids.